AUGAGUCUGGUUCGGUUGUGUUUCGUGCUGCUGUCGCUGGUUUGCUCGCAGCGGCAGGCAUUUACGGCCGCCCGCAAGUACGAGCCGACAUGGGAGAGCCUGGAUGCCCGGCCCUUGCCCCGCUGGUACGACGACGCGAAGGUGGGCAUCUUCAUCCACUGGGGUGUGUACGCCGUGCCCAGCUUCGGCACCGAGUGGUUCUGGAUCAAUUGGCAGGGCAGCAAAACGGAAGCGUACGUGCAGUUCAUGCGGGACAACUACAAGCCAGGCUUCACGUAUCAGGACUUUGCGAGUGACUUUACGGCGGAACUGUUCAACGCAACCGAGUGGGCCGAACUGUUCGAACGGUCCGGUGCCCGGUACGUGGUGUUGACGAGCAAACACCACGAGGGCUACACGCUGUGGCCAUCGCACCACACGUUCGGAUGGAACGCGGUGGACGUGGGACCGCACCGGGACAUUCUGGGCGAGCUGGCCGGUGCAAUCCGGGCGAACGGGAAGCUAACGUUCGGCGUGUACUACUCGCUGUUCGAGUGGUUCAACCGACUGUACACGGAUGACAAGCUGCACGCGUUCCUGAAGCGUGACUACGUCGACGGGAAGGUGUGGCCGGAGUUGAAGGAGCUCAUCAAUACCUACCGGCCGGAGGUGCUGUGGAGUGACGGCGAUUGGGAGGCACCGGAUGGGUACUGGAAGGCGAAGGAAUUCUUCACGUGGCUGUACAACGACAGCCCGGUGCGCGAUACGAUCGUGACCAACGACCGGUGGGGCAUGGGAACGCUCUGCUUGCACGGUGAUUUCCACACCUGCUCCGACCGGUACAACCCGGGCGUGCUGCAGAAGCACAAGUGGGAAAAUGCACUCACGCUCGAUAAGCAAAGCUGGGGUCACCGGGGCAAUGCCCGGCUGGAGGACUUUAUGACCACGGCGGAACUGAUCGCCGAGAUUGCGACUACCGUUAGUUGUGGCGGAAACAUUCUCAUCAACGUAGGCCCUACGAAGGCAGGCACGAUUGAUCCGAUCUUUGCCGAACGCCUGGUGGACAUGGGAAGUUGGCUGAAGGUGAAUGGGGAAGCGAUCUACAAAACUCGUCCCUGGAUGUACCAGAAUGAUACACUUACCGCGGGCGUUUGGUAUACGGCCGCACGGCAACCAUCUUCUUCCGGCGUGCGCACAUCAGCAAAGGCGCGAGACACCAGCUUCACCACGGUAUAUGCGAUCGUACUGAACUAUCCUUACAAAACGAACUCCGUUCAACUGGGAGUCUUCAGCAACGACGUGAGAAAGAUCGUGCAAAUAACGAUGCUUGGUUAUGGGACGGCAUUGAAGUGGAAGCCAUCCAGCGAGGGGAUUGUGGUGGAGUUUCCGGUCAAGAAUGAAAUCGAUCGGCUCAAGCUGCACCACGGGUGGACGCUGAAGAUCACACUGUCCUCCCAGUGGCCUUAGGUUCGUUACGAAGCAACGGCAGACUGGAACGGGGCAGUGGCGGCUGUUUAAUUGGCAGCAAUAAAAAGGAAGGCUUAUGCAACAGCUCAACACAACGAACGAUGCUGAGGAAAGGCCGUCGUAGCUUGAAGUUUAGCAGUUUUUCGAUAAUCUUUAGAGGAUGUUAGGGAUCGGUCGUUAAUAGCGAGUAGCAGCUCAAUAAACUUCA
This is a messenger RNA of Anopheles coustani, 1654 nucleotides long. RefSeq names its product putative alpha-L-fucosidase. Gene Ontology annotation, biological process: glycoside catabolic process; fucose metabolic process. The record is from RefSeq and is a predicted model, not a curated record. The transcript is spliced from 3 exons. Gene Ontology annotation, cellular component: lysosome. Bases 1 to 1446 code for a protein of 481 amino acids. Gene Ontology annotation, molecular function: alpha-L-fucosidase activity. NCBI's taxonomy places the organism in Eukaryota, Metazoa, Arthropoda, Insecta, Diptera, Culicidae.